GGGUUGAGUGACUCACCGGCGUUUUCAGCCAGUAAAAGUAAAGCUCGGGUGACGUGUGCUCCUCCACGUAACGACGCGGUUCUGAGGGGAAUCGUAAAUGCCACUUUCCUUUCGUUUUUACUGCCAGUUUUGAAUUAAACUUAUAUUAUUGUCAUCACAACAGCAUGUAUUCGAUAUCCUCAUGACUGUGAGUCGCAAAAAGAGAUGAGAAAAGCGAGAAAGCGACUGCCGGCGAGCGGAUCGCAAGCGUCUGUCAGGAGACACGAAGGUCCAUGAUGAUGUCACUGAAUGAUCGACAGGUCCAAGAUGUGAGAAAUCUGUUUCUGUUAUGAUGUCAUUGAAUGAGGGUCCUUUAAAUGACAUCACUGAAUGAAACAAUUGCCCUGGAAGAAACAGAAGCUUCUGGAUAUCCAUCAGGCCCUAAACAGUGACCCCGUGGACAUCGAGACCCUGCGGCGCGCGGCUGUGAGUGAAGGCGGUUUGCUGACGGAUGACAUUAGGAGAAAAGUUUGGCCCAAACUCCUCAGUAUCAACGUGUACAGUCUGCCUGCCAAACCCUCCAAAGAUGUCCGAGAAGACCACAAAGACUACAGACAGGUGGUGCUCGAUGUCAGGAGAUCAAUGCGGCGUUUCCCAAAAGGCAUGCGUGUGGACCAGCGAGAGGUUCUCCAGGAGCAGCUGAUAGACAUCAUUCUGGAUGUUCUGAGGAGAAAUCCUCAACUGCACUAUUACCAGGGUUAUCAUGACAUGGUGGUGACCUUCCUGCUGGUUGUGGGGGAGAGGAUGACCAUCGCGAUAAUGGAGAAACUGUCUAAUCAUCAUCUCAGGGAUUUCAUGGACCCCACCAUGGACAACACAAAACACAUCCUGAACUACUUGAUGCCCAUUCUGGAGCGAGUGGACCAAGAGUUACACGACUUCAUGAUAAGGUCAGAGGUGGGCACUAUCUUCGCCCUGAGCUGGCUGAUCACAUGGUACGGCUAUGUCCUGUCAGAUUUCCGGCAUGUUCUGCGGCUCUAUGAUUUCUUCCUGGCUUCUCACCCACUCAUGGCCAUCUACUUCGCCGCUGUGAUUGUGUUGUACAGACAGAAGGAAGUGAAGAGCAGUGAGUGUGAUAUGGCCAGUGUUCAUCACCUGCUGUCUCGGAUGCCUCAGGAUCUGCCGUACGAGGAGCUGAUUGGUCGAGCUCAGAGCCUCUUCAUCAGCUGCCCGCCCUCUCUGCUGACCCAGUCUGCAGCGCUGCAGUCACGCAACAUAAUCGCCAUCAGCACCUUUACGGACUUCCAGUCGUCCACGCUGAGGCAGCGUCCAGACUCCGUCCUUCGCCAACAGCUUCAAAAGCACCAUGUAACCCAGCCAGCCCUUCCCAUGAGCACCCAGCCAGCGAACACUAACCAACUCAUCAAAAUGGCAGUGUGGGGUCUGUCCGCCACGUUAGGGGCGGUGGCGCUGGCUGUGGCCCAGACGGCCAUGGACUGGGCACCUGACUUUCUCUCCCAGCUCUUCUGACACAAAGCGCCUCAUUCUCAUGUGCCAAACUGGGUGUACUGCAUUUGCAAAUAUGUGUUAAGUGGUGCAAAACACCCAGAGAAAAUGAAUGUGUGGCUUAUUUAUUUCCGAACCCCCUUCCUUUUUCCUUAUUUAUAGAUUUUAGCCGAGCUAAUAUUGGGGAAGUGGGAGGAGUCAAACAAGGUUUUUGUAAUCAUAAGCAUUUCUGGAUGUCGUUCCAUCAGCAGAAUGUCAGAGAAAGUGCUCUGCUAGGGCAUUCAGAACAGCAGCAAGAGCACAAAUUAUUAAAAGGGUUUUUUUUGCUGCUGAACGCCGUCAGUAGUGAGUGAAGCUCAUUAGAGAAAACGGGUGAAGGCUGAAAGACCACAGAGACUCGCUGGUGAACGCAGCACUUUACAACUAGUUUAUUCUGGAGCGAGAGCGCUUACUAACCUCACACACAUGCUUUCAGGUUCAGAUGGUAGAUGUCAUCUGUGUCUCAUUCCACUCACUACACUGAAAAAAAAUGGUAAAGGAUUUACUUUAGAACCCAUUUUCACUCAGAAAUUACUGGUAAAUUUCACACAUAAUUACAAAGAAAUGGCAAGUAAUAUUGAAUUAAACAUGAAAGUUUGAAGUACAAAAUCUGAAUAUUUCUUGUAAAACUUGCUCCAGUAAUCUUUGGUAAUACAAAUUAAAAUCCAGUAAUACUCCAAUAAUCUUCAUUAAAAAUAAAAACUACAAUAAUGCUUCAAUAAUGCUCCAAUUAAUACUCUAAUAACAAAUUAAAAUUCCAGUAAUAUUCUAAUAAUCUUUUAUAAAUAAAAAUUAAAACUCCAAUUAUCUGUAAUAAAAAUGAAAUCUACAAUAAUACUCCAAUAAUGCUCCAAUUAAUACGCCAAUAAUCUUUAAUAAAAAUUAUAAUCCAAUAAUACAAUCCAAAAAAAAUUUCAACUUUUUAUUUUUUUAUAUGCAACGCAUGCAAAAGAACGGAACAGACAGGUCACUAGGGGCAUCAUAUACGAUUAUGUUGUUCAUAUACAGUUCACUUUAUAUCAGGGGUUGUUCUCACAAUAGUCUCAGAAGAGAGAGAAAGAGAAAAGGAAGGGGAAAAAAAAAAAAAUCCACCAGGAGAAUAUUUGUCCAUAAAAGGUUCAAGGUCCUCUCAUAAUACAUACAACGUACAACAAAAAACACACACAUUGCAGUACACUUACAAUAUCUCACUAUGCUUUUACAUACCCCAAUAAUCUUUAAUAAAAAUGAAAACUCCAAUAUUACUCUAAUAAUGCUCCAAUUAAUACUCAAAUAAUCUUUAAUAAAAAAUGAAAACUCCAAUAUUACUCUAAUAAUGCUCCAAUUAAUACUCAAAUAAUCUUUAAUAAAA
This is a messenger RNA of Megalobrama amblycephala (Wuchang bream), 2875 nucleotides long. RefSeq lists its product as uncharacterized. Gene Ontology annotation, biological process: positive regulation of GTPase activity; endoplasmic reticulum to Golgi vesicle-mediated transport. Gene Ontology annotation, molecular function: GTPase activator activity. The transcript has 9 exons. Lineage: Eukaryota; Metazoa; Chordata; Actinopteri; Cypriniformes; Xenocyprididae. Gene Ontology annotation, cellular component: endoplasmic reticulum membrane. The coding region runs from base 370 to 1509 and encodes 379 amino acids. The record is from RefSeq and is a predicted model, not a curated record.